UCGUCAACUACAUUUCUUCGUCGCCUCGCCUGCCCAACUCAAACCCUAGUUGUGCUCCGGCCUUAUCAUUCUCAGAGUAGGAGUAGAAGUUGAAGGAGCCGCGUCUAGUCCCGUCUCGUUACUGCCGGAGUGGAAGGAGACGCGACUUGCCCGAUGGAUAAUUCCGAUAACCAUCCGUCGACUCCCGGGUCGCCGACCUCCGCUGGGUUCAGUACUGACCGGUUGCCGCCAAACACGAGCCGCAACACCGAUUCUUACUCUGACGAGGAUGAGGCUGCCGUCGACCCUCAUAUCAUCGGGGACGACGACGGUGGCGAUGGCGACGGUAAUGAGGAGGACGAGGAGGGGGAGGAUCUGUUCAACGAUAAUUACAUGGAAGAUUACCGUCGGAUGGAUGAUCAAGACCAGUAUGAGAGGGUCGGACUCGACGACUCAAUGGAGGACGAGAGGGAUCUGGACCAAAUAAUGGCCGAUAGGAGGGCAGCAGAGGUGGAGCUCGACGUUAGGGAUGGCCGCACCGGCACUGGUGGCAUCCUUGAUCGGAAGCUGCCCCAGAUGCUCUAUGAUCAAGACACAGAUGAUGAUACCAACAUCAGGCGUCCAAAAAGAUUCAGAGCUGAUUUUAGGCCACCAACUGGUGGAAGAAAUGAUGACACUGAUGGUGGCUCUCAAAGUUCACCAGGAAGAUCCCUACAAGGACACUCUAGAGAGGAUGUUCCAAUGACUGAUCAGACAGAUGAUGAUCCAUAUGAGGAUGAAUAUGAUGAGGAGGGUGAGAUGAGUAUGUAUCGCGUCCAAGGAACUUUGAGAGAAUGGGUCACAAGAGAUGAAGUUCGUCGAUUUAUUGCGAAGAAAUUCAAAGAGUUUCUUCUUACUUAUGUGAACCCUAAAAAUGAACGAGAAAUUGAAUACAUCCGCUUGAUAAAUGAGAUGGUUUUAGCUAACAAGUGCAGUUUAGAGAUAGACUACAAGCAGUUCAUAUAUAUUCACCCAAAUAUUGCCAUAUGGUUGGCUGAUGCUCCACAAUCUGUGCUUGAAGUUAUGGAGGAAGUUGCUAGGAAUGUUGUUUUUGAUCUUCACAAGAAUUAUAGAAACAUUCAUCAAAAGAUUUUUGUGCGAAUAACUAAUUUGCCAGUGUAUGAUCAGAUCCGGAACAUUAGGCAGAUUCACCUUAACACAAUGAUUCGUAUAGGAGGUGUUGUUACUCGACGGUCUGGAGUUUUUCCUCAGUUGCAGCAAGUGAAAUUUGAUUGCAACAAAUGCGGUGCUGUUCUUGGUCCUUUCUUUCAGAACUCUUAUUCUGAAGUAAAAGUGGGAUCUUGUCCUGAGUGCCAGUCGAAAGGACCAUUCACUGUAAAUGUUGAACAGACAAUAUACAGGGACUAUCAAAAACUUACCCUUCAGGAAAGUCCUGGAAUUGUCCCUGCUGGUAGGCUUCCAAGAUACAAGGAAGUGAUACUUUUAAAUGAUCUGAUUGACUGUGCCCGACCUGGAGAAGAAAUUGAGGUCACAGGCAUAUACACAAACAACUUCGACUUAUCUUUGAACACAAAGAAUGGAUUCCCUGUGUUUGCUACAGUGGUUGAAGCCAAUCAUAUUGCUAAAAAGCAGGAUCUUUUCUCUGCCUAUAAACUUACCGAUGAUGACAAAGCUGAGAUUGAGAAACUGGCAAAGGAUCCAAGAAUUGUAGAAAGGAUUAUAAAAUCUAUUGCGCCUUCAAUCUAUGGUCAUGAAGACAUUAAAACAGCCAUUGCACUUGCCAUGUUUGGAGGACAAGGGAAGGAUGCUGAGGGAAAACAUCGGGUAAGGGGGGAUAUAAAUGUUCUCCUGCUAGGUGAUCCAGGAACUGCAAAAUCCCAAUUUCUUAAGUAUGUGGAAAAGACAGGGCAUAGAGCUGUUUAUACAACAGGUAAAGGUGCUUCUGCAGUUGGGCUUACUGCAGCAGUGCAUAAAGACCCAGUAACAAGAGAAUGGACUCUUGAAGGUGGUGCUCUUGUUCUUGCCGAUAGAGGAAUAUGCUUAAUUGAUGAGUUUGACAAAAUGAAUGAUCAGGACAGAGUGAGUAUUCAUGAAGCCAUGGAACAACAAAGCAUCAGCAUAUCAAAGGCCGGAAUAGUUACAUCACUCAAGGCCCGUUGUAGUGUCAUGGCAGCAGCAAAUCCAAUAGGAGGAAGAUAUGACUCAUCAAAGGCGUUCUCCCAAAAUGUAGAGUUGACAGAUCCAAUCAUAUCACGAUUUGACAUUCUCUGUGUUGUUAAGGAUAUAGUUGAUCCCGUCACCGAUGAAAUGCUUGCGACUUUUGUUGUAGACAGCCAUGCCAAAUCACAGCCAAAGGGCGCUACACUUGAAGACCAUCCUGCGAGCAUAUCACAAGAUGAUAUUCUGGCUUCUGAUAGACCAGUUGACCAAGAGAUUCUUUCUCAAGACAUGCUGAAGAAGUAUAUAACUUAUGCGAAAUUAAAUGUAUUCCCCAAAUUACAUGAUGCUGACUUGGAUAAAUUAACAAUUGUUUAUGCUGAACUACGCCGAGAAUCAUCUCAUGGACAAGGGGUUCCAAUAGCAGUUAGGCACUUUGAAUCCAUGAUCCGAAUGUCAGAAGCUCAUGCGAGGAUGCACUUGAGGAGCUAUGUUACUCAAGAAGAUGUAGACAUGGCAAUACGAGUCCUGCUUGAUUCUUUUGUCUCGUGCCAGAAAUUUGGCGUCCAAAAAACUUUACGAAAGAGUUUCAUGAAGUAUAUGACCUUCAAGAAGGAUUACAAUGAGCUUCUCUUGCAUCUUCUGCGUGGUCUUGUGAAAGACGCACUGUAUUUUGAGCAGAUUGUAUCAGGCACAACUGCUCGUCUGACCCAUAUAGAGGUGAAAAUGGAAGAUCUAAGGAGCAAGGCCCAAGAACAUGAAAUCUAUGAUCUGAAGCCAUUCUUUUCCAGUGCUCAUUUUGCCAGUAACAAUUUCGUUUUGGAUGAAAGUCGUGGCUUAAUUAGGCAUCCUCUAGCAACUUAGAGCACGAGGGCCAAGCUCACAUUUGCGUUUGCUCACAAGCAGGCUACUUCAUAUUCUUACACUUGAUCUUUGGCGAUCAUUAACAUGACAAGCUUCCUUAUUCUGCUUCUUCUGUUAAUUAUUUUGAAUUAAGAUGUUCGAGUGCAAUGAUCCAUGAUGCUUAGAUACUAAUAGUGCCUUUAUUUGGCUGAUGCAAUGGGUAAGCUUUUAAAAGUUUAUCUUUUA
Messenger RNA from Zingiber officinale, 3225 nucleotides. Its product is annotated as DNA replication licensing factor MCM2-like. The transcript has 18 exons. Gene Ontology annotation, biological process: DNA replication; mitotic DNA replication initiation; double-strand break repair via break-induced replication. Bases 154 to 3000 code for a protein of 948 amino acids. Gene Ontology annotation, molecular function: ATP binding; 3'-5' DNA helicase activity; single-stranded DNA binding. The record is from RefSeq and is a predicted model, not a curated record. Gene Ontology annotation, cellular component: MCM complex; nucleus. Lineage: Eukaryota; Viridiplantae; Streptophyta; Magnoliopsida; Zingiberales; Zingiberaceae.